GCAAGUGCUCGUAACGAAUUAAAGGCAAAAAUGCCUUCGGGAAGAGGUCGCGAACCACUUGCGACGAUGAAAUGGGGAUGGUGGAGAUAGAGACUUGGCUACACCCUGGCUCCUACCUACGGUAUUCUGUAGUCUAAUCUGAGCCAUUUUCCGACCGAAUUGGGGGCUAGUGAUACCGUAUUGACACCAAAUUUUGGUAGCGUUGCAUUGCUAGCUAGCUGCCGCCCUACCUGUUUUGAUCUUUUUCUCUUUUGAACUCUGAAUCUCUGAAUUGGCCUGAGGCCGUAUUCCCGUGACUAUUUACAGGUGCGUGAUGUAGCGGCUGAUCGGCUGAGCUUCCCAGCCACUGUCAGCUCUUGCAUUGGUGAAAGAGUGAAGUUCUGGAGUUCUGAGUGAAGUUCGACUGUAGCAGCAAGUGAUGAGUCAGCCCCAGGAGUUCCAUUUCAGUACUGUACCAUAAAGCCGACAGUGGCAACCCAAGUUCCCUGCCUUCCAGCAAAAGGGGCCAUCAGGGAUCCACUGCUAUCCAAAUGCCAGUACGCUGGACAUUCGGCAGGUUCCUCCUCACCCACCACACCGCAAAAACCGCAAAACCGCUUUUGGUACGAUGGAUAAUAAUGCGGAAGGUGGUCAAAGGUAUCCAGCUGCAACCACCACCAAAAUCGGCACAAAGCUACCACCGGUAUAAGCUAAUAUCCAAGAAAAACUCCCAAACCAAUCCUUUUUAAUAGACUGCAACCAUGGCGAGCGCUGAUUCUGAAGUUGCUGAGCAAUCUGGGGUUUGGAGUUUCGUCAAGCCGACUGGUAGCAAGAAGACGAAGAAGAAAGACAAGAAGAACAAGCAAAAGAAGGACAAGGCGGAGAGAAAGCGAGGUCGGACAUCUGAUUCUACCCAAGAUACCGAAGAUACUAAUACUGUUAUCGUCAAUGCUCAUAAUGUUAUGAAAGAACUGAGCAACUCGGAUAAUGUCAAGGCUCCCUUUGACCACGCGAUAAUGGAAGAGUCGGCGUCCCAAGUGGCUCGAGAAGAACACGGCAAUAAGAUGGACUGGUCUGCAGGGAUGGGCUCUUCCUUCUUUACUGCUAGGUCUAGAAGAAGCAGUUCUAGAAGUAGUGCUUUCUCGGUGGGGAGUGCCGUCAUGUGGCCAAUAAGGCGUAUCAGUUCAGCCGUCGGUCUGGGCCCUAAACGACCUACUUUGAACCAGGAAAAGAGCUUGCUGAUCAGUGCCCUCUUUGAUGGUUCCGACAACGAUAACAACAACGUGCCUCGUGCGUCCUUCCACAACAGUGGUGUCAGCGACAAGACGGACUGCAGUCGACGUGGAAAGCGCAGUAGUAUCCUGAGAUACCGAAAGAAACUUUCAGCAGAAAUGGAAGAUGACGAUCUGACCGAUUUCAGAUAUUCACAGCAAACGACAAGCAUACCGUCCAGUUUGCUGAGUAGCAACCGAGGUGUCUCCAUUUCCAAUCUGCAGGAAUCCCUUGAAUUGUCCAAAAGCACCAGUUUCAAGGUGGCAUUUGAAGGAGUCGAUGGAGGCGAUGCCUGGCGGAAGAUUAUCAAACCUUUCGUCAGUGACCUCGCCUUUGAAUCAAUUGUCACCAGACGGGCGGAAAGUGCUGUUUGUUUUGACCCAUACACAUGCGAGGCAGCCGUGUUGUUUGUCGACCUUUCCGGUUAUUCCAAAAUUACCAGUGCCAUUGCCCAUCGAGGAGCUCAUGCCAUGAGUUCCGUCGUCAAUGCAUACCUGGAUCGACUGCUCAAGAUUAUUGAUCGAUAUGGAGGCGAUGUUAUCAAAUUUGCAGGAGACGCCGUCUUGGUGGUUUGGGCCGGACAGGAAGGCGAUGAUGACGAACUGGAAUACAACCUGCUAUGUGCCUCCAAAUGUGCGCUCGAAUUACAAAGACAGGCAGGAUCGCAUCCCGUCAAACGAACCAACCACAAGUUCCAGAUCCAUUGUGGCCUUUGCUGCGGGAUCAUGGAAUCGGAAAUCUUUGCCGCUCCCACUCAUAUACACAUGCAACGGUUGUUCCAUUCCGUUUCUGGCAAGUGCUUGAGUGAAAUUAGUGAGCUAGUCGACCUGGCCAAAGCGGGGCAGAUUGCCAUUAGCGAAGACGUUGCAGACUACUUGGGAACACGUGGACAUUUUGAAGAGAUCAGAGGAGUCAUCGGAGCAAUGCUUCUCAGUGAUCUAGAACUCGACAACAUGCUUUUGGAAGCCAUGGAUCAGCAUAUUCUCGAUUCCAAAGCGGCGCGAUCCCUAAAGAGGAUCAAGGGAUCCGAAGAAGACUUUAUACAUCCCAAUGUCCUCCGCUUGCUCAAGUAUGGAGGUCUUUCACCAACAAACAUUGCUCAAAUGCGAAACCUUUGCGUGCUUUUCAUUGGGAUGACUUCCAGUGGGAACUCGGUCAAUUGGUUAAUGGAAGUGCAGGGUGUCUUGGAUCGAUACCGUUGCCCCAUCAUCCAGAUCAUCGACGACGACAAGGGCACACACGUGGUUGCGGCGGUCAAUCUCUGUGAGUCUGUCCCGGAAUCUGCCGUUCUGGGUCUCGAUGCCUGUCGGGAGCUAGUCAACAAACAAAUUGGUUGCGCCAUUGGUGUAGCCAUGGGAUCCACAUUUUGUGGUGUGACUGGUUCCAGUGACAUUGCUUGUAGGUGGGAUAUCACUGGUCCGCAUCCGGUUCGUGCUGCUCGUUUGAUGCAAUACGCUCUGUUGAACGGUUUCGAAGUUGCUAUUGAUGAAUCUCUGUUGGAGGACCCAAUGGCGGCGACGAGAAUGACGACUCUUGAUACAGUCGUCGAAAUUAAAGGUUCUCCGGAACCUUGUACAGUCUACGGACUCUCCGGAUCAAAACUGUAUUCAGUCUUUCGAGUGAUGGAGAAUCACGCAGAAAGGGUGCACAACAGAGCGGUACAUCAGGUUCGGAAAUGCAUCAAUACUGGUCGCACACGGUGCGGAGUAAUCCUCACGGGGUCACUCUUUGCUGGAAAGAAGGCGGUUUGUCAACAAGCUGCAAGUCUAAGCGAUCUCGUACCAUUCACCCAUGUAUGCAACGAAACCGCUGGACUGGCCCAGUUGGCUCGAACGAUUGCAGUUUGGUUCGCGUAUGUAGAAAACGAAAGCAUCAAGAAGCAAGCACUCUCAGUUCUGGAUCACAUGGACAACUCGAGGUGGAGCAAAGCUCACGAUGAAUGUGUCGACCUCGUUCACGCGGCGGUGGAUGCCGGGCUACGGGCUUGCUUUGUGGUUGACCGUAUCCAAUUUCUGGAUAGCUUUAGCUUGUCUGUGAUGCGUGGUUGCCUGGAGGGGAAGUCGAAUGCUCGUGGGGAAGGAUGUUCGACAGGUUCAUCCAUCCAACGUGUUGGUAAUGGCGAAAGCAACGACAGUGGAUCGGACUGGUCGCGCGGCUCCUUUAAGGGGGCAAGCUCAUAUCGAAAGGGGAAGGUUGUCUUCCUUGGAUGUCACUUAGCGCUUUACAACCGAAAAUCAGCUGAGGAGAUGAAAGACGACAUUACUAGAUCGCGGCGGACUUUUCGAGUCCGUGUUGUCGAGGUUGGGCAAUGCUCCAAUGCAGAGCUGAAAACCCUCGUAAGAGAAAAGUGCGACCUCGAGGCUGAUGAACGUUGGUUGCGAUGUCACAAGGGAGCCAGUGGUGUAUCGAUGGCCUAUUUUUGGGAACGGGCGAAAGCUACCCGCAGACAGUCUGCUUCCGAUGCAUUCAGGAUGGGCAGAGAUGAAGUCACAAAAGGAUUAAAACUCAACAUCCCCACUGGACACAUUCAACAUUGCCAACACUUUCCUCUCUCCGAGAUAUCGGCUGACUUUGCCAUGAAGACUCUCCAGCUUUUCGACGAUCUGCCGCCUCUGUUUCAAACACUGACGAAGGUUAUUGCUAUAGCGACAAGAAAGGCUGGCUUCAUGAUCCCCUCGAUGAUUGUCUGGAAGGUUAUGAAUGAUUUGUAUGGUGACCUUGAUUCAGCACGCUUCGCGACUGUCAUUGGCGAACUGAAGGACAUGUAUCUCUUGAAGAUCGUGGUGGACAGAAACAUGGACAAAGUAUAUUUUGCCUGCCCCAUUCUUGCAGAAGUUGCCAUGAGUGUCUGUACACCGUCACAGAUCCGAGUGAUAUCAGAGGCGCUUGUGAAGAGGCUAGAGUCCAUGGUUGCACAUGAGUUCCGGGUGCCUCUUGUGCUUGCAGAUCUCUAUCAUGAGCUUGGGAGGAGCGCCAAUCGUCAAAAGAAGUGCUACUAUGCGGCUUACAAAGCCUUCAUUAAGGAACAUGGGGAGGACCCUCAUGCGUCCCCGCUGGAGAAAGAUUGGUGGCUAGAGUACUUUUCAGAUGUUGUCCAGCUUGCUGGGUAUUCUACGGCUCAAGUCCUCGGCCCAACCUUUGUCGCCCCGGUUAUUUCAGAGGCUGCUGCGCCAGAUGAUAUCAUGCGGCUGAAGCAAUACAUAGCUCCGGUCACAUUUGGCCCGCUGGGCCAGACGCUGUCAGCAAUUGGCAGAACCAUCGUCCAAGAGUACGGCGCUCAUGCCCGUGAUGAUGGUGCAGCCCAACUGAAGCAUGCGGAAGAACUAGCGGCAAUAUGCAAUAGGUAUUUGCAGCAAGUUGGCACCAUGGAGGACUACCUUGGCGAAGAAGGAAUGCAAGCCACAGAGUCGGAACUGGAAGAAGAGAGAAACUUGCUCCAGUAUUUGGCUUCGCCGGGCACUUCAGAAGAACAUGUAUUGUCCAAGUCAGAACGAUUUCAAAAUGCUCUCCUGGCUGACCACGUUUCACCUCGGUGGGAACGAAUCCGUGACUACAUGUCUUGUGUCGUUGGGACCCCGGAACCAGUUACUUCUUGUAAGGACAGUGCCAUCGGGCUUGCAUAUGAAAAAACGGUGCGGGGGAAAUGUUGGAAGGACAAGCUGGAGGAUGCGCUGAUGGCCAUGGCAGUAUCAAAUUGGAAGCCCAGGCCCGUUCCCGAGUGCAAGAGUCUUCCUUUGCCGUACUUGCAAACGAUUUGCAAGGUACGCGACACAUUUCUCAUGCAGACGAGCGAUAUGGGGCAGAGCGACCUCGAACAUUUUCACCAUCGGUACAAGUUCAGCGAUUUUCAAGCCUUUUUGAUCAUGACUGCGCUGCUGUACAAUGCAAUGGACCAGCAGAUCGGAGCACCGCCUCGUCCAUUGCUCACACGACAAAAUAGCGUCGGCAGUGACCUCAGCUUGACCAAGGAAGAAGACACUGACUUUGAGAGCGAUGGCGACUCGUAGAUUAUUAGGAGCUAUGAUUGUAUACGGUACCUUACCGUAUCAUAAAGAGUAAUCUUACCAUUAGAUUUGCAUUCCAAGAAAC
Seminavis robusta is the source of this 5340-nucleotide messenger RNA. Lineage: Eukaryota; Bacillariophyta; Bacillariophyceae; Naviculales; Naviculaceae. The record is from the annotation of a GenBank genome assembly.